Pocillopora meandrina is the source of this 558-nucleotide messenger RNA. NCBI's taxonomy places the organism in Eukaryota, Metazoa, Cnidaria, Anthozoa, Scleractinia, Pocilloporidae. The record is from the annotation of a GenBank genome assembly.
AUGGAAUUUCUGUCUCUAUACUCUCUUCAGAUGAACCGCGUUGUGAGCGCUAUGUUACGGCUUACAGAAAUAGAAGAUAUUUUACGCCAGCUGUCGCAUCUCACCCGCAAGGAUCUCAUUAGCUUUGCAGAUCUACCACGCUUCUUAACAAUGGAACUAAACGUCCGACUAGCCGCAAUCCCGACACUAGUGCAUACGCUCGAUGCACUGAAAUCGGGGUUUGCAGCGAUCAUUCAGCCGCUGGUGGAUUAUGAGUACCAACAUAAUAAGAAACUUCAACUCAAUUUAUUAUUCACGCUGCCAGAAAUUUCGUCUUCUCAAUCGCUUUGCACCAUAGAACAAUUACGGCCAAUUACGUAUCGACAUAAUGGACAUUGUUUCGGUGGGCCGCUACCUUUUGAUGACCUGUUGUUGUUAACCUGUGACAAGAAACGUUACCUGCUCAGAGCACCAGAACUGGACAAGUGUUUUCAAGACGACACCACCAUUCUUUGUCCCGGAAAUCUUUUACACACCGUUCAACAGCCAACAUGGCUCGGGUUACCUUGGACGCCGUCA